Molecule: messenger RNA, 492 nt
Organism: Caenorhabditis remanei
Lineage: Eukaryota; Metazoa; Nematoda; Chromadorea; Rhabditida; Rhabditidae
Exons: 7
Coding region: 1-492 (163 amino acids)
Source: RefSeq, a predicted model, not a curated record
AUGACCGAGUAUCUACCCCUUCUGGAAUAUGAAGUCACCGAGGACGGUGGAUACGAUUACGAGGAGUUGCAAGACGGAAUGACUAACUAUACCGAAAAGAAGAAAAAGAAUUCGGUCUUCAAGAGAAUCCGCGGGUUCUUCAAGAAAAACAAGAAAGACUAUCAACCAAUGAAAUCAGUUCGAAGUGGAGAGAGUGCCACCGAUUUUGGAAUAGUAGCGUUCGAUGAUAUUGAUAUGAAUCCUGCACUCGACUUGGUCAACCAUGCACCAGUCAAACCGAUGAAUAAGUCGAACUCCACUAGUUCUACGGCUAGCUAUUCAGCACGUCCGCGUCUUACUCGUCAGAAUGCAGUGACCAAUUCCACCCAAGACGCCGAGUUCCGCACUACUCACUCUGCUGGAUCCAAGGAUGCUGUCAAGCAAGGAAUCCAGAACAAAGCUUACUCCUCAGAAAAGUUCAAAUCUACUGAUGAUAUCAAGAAAGGAAACUAA